AUGAGUGGGAACUCUGCAGAAUUGGUGUUGCUGCUGUUGACAUCGGAGAGCUGUUGCGAGCGUGAGGAGACGGCCAUACCGUUCGGCUCCACGCUGAAGGACUGCAGACAUCUGCUGGAGAGUGCCAGAGAGCUCAGCCUGCACAUUACAGGAGUCAAAUUCAACAUUCCCAGUUGUUGUCAGGAUGCACAAGCAUUCUCUCGUGCUGUUUCUGACGCCCGCUGUGUCUUUGAUAUGGGGGAGGAGCUUGGCUUUGAGAUGAGUAUUCUGGACGUCGGAGGCGGCUUUGAUGGAAGUGAGGCACAGUUAGACAAGGUUAACCAGAUGCUGAAACCCAUGCUGGACAUGUAUUUUCCUCUCUCGACCGGCUUGUCGCUCAUCGCUGAACCCGGAGUUUAUUAUGUGUCAUCUGCCUUCACGCUGGCCAUGAAUAUAAUCGCUAAGAAAACCGUGGCUCGUGAUUUCAGGGGUCAACCUCACAAUGCACUGUCUGCAAACAACGAGCCUGAGUUUCUCUACUACAUGAACGAUGGGGUUUAUGGGACUUUUGCCAAUAAGCUGCUGUGUGAAGAUUCAAUCUCAAUGCCUUCGGCACACAAGGAGGUGAGCGCAGAAGAGCCGCUGUUCUCCAGCAGUCUGUGGGGUCCGUCUGCUGAUGAUCUGGAUCAGGUGGUGGAGCGAUGUCUGCUGCCGGAGCUCAGUGUUGGAGACUGGCUGCUUUUCAGCAAUGCAGGGGCCAACGGUCUGGGGGCCACAUUCACUAACGGAGAGGAACACAAACCGGCCGUCUUCUACAGCAUCACUGAAUGCGACUGGCAACAGGUUCAUAACUGUGGCGUCACUUUGGACUCGAGGAUGAAGAACCUCUCUGUGGUACCAUGCGGCUUGCAAGCAAACAUAUCCAAGGCGUCCGUUUCCACCCCGGCGUAACAUAAUGCCACUUAUUAAUGUCAUUAUCUCGACUGACUUUAAGCACUUAAGAACCUGGGAUCUUCUAAGAAGCUUCAGUUGCUUUGAAGAAGUUUGGCUGGGACCAGAGCUGAAGAAGUGUUGUUGAACAGAACAACUUCAUAGCCAUCACAACUGAUGGAUAAACAGCAAAUAGGUGCGAUUAGCUUUAACAAAUGAGCCAGUUGGCCUUUACAGAUACAUUUAAUUAUAUUUAAGUCCGUUUUAUAAAUGUAUACACACAUAAUAUUUCCACUUACUAAUGGAAUCAGUCAUGUACUAAGUUAUUUAUUAAACCUCAAGUCUAGUUUCAUGACAUCAUCAGAUGCUUUUAAAGAAACAUGCACUUGUUUUUUGUUAUUCGUAUUACGAAUAUGAUGUUUAAACUGGAAAAUUGUGAUCUUCGUCCUAUUUGAACUGUUACAGGAAUAGUUCAGCAGAGCACUGUGGUAUGUUUUUGUGGACUAAAUACAAUGGAAACUUUGUAAACUGUUGAAAUCUUAUGUCCAAAUGCAGAAAUGCAAAAUCUGCUGCAAAUGUCCUCACCCUCAGGCCAUCCAAGCUAUAAAUGAGUUUUUCUUCAUCAGAUUUGGAGAA
Messenger RNA from Sinocyclocheilus grahami, 1545 nucleotides. RefSeq names its product antizyme inhibitor 1a (gene azin1a). Gene Ontology annotation, molecular function: ornithine decarboxylase activator activity; ornithine decarboxylase activity. The transcript has 8 exons. Gene Ontology annotation, cellular component: cytoplasm. The record is from RefSeq and is a predicted model, not a curated record. Bases 1 to 930 code for a protein of 309 amino acids. Gene Ontology annotation, biological process: positive regulation of polyamine transmembrane transport; negative regulation of protein catabolic process. Lineage: Eukaryota; Metazoa; Chordata; Actinopteri; Cypriniformes; Cyprinidae.